UCUCCUCCAUUCAUCUUUUUUCUAGUCUCAUACUUUUUUCUUCUUCUUCUUAUACUUUGUAAUCAUUCAUCGUUUUUGCACGAAGUUUCAAUAACCUCGUGACCACAUAGAAACAAGAAUCACAUAUACUAGGAAAGUAGCUGUAUAUACAUAUAUGGCCGUUGACCUGUCUCAGAAGUUGACUUGAACAUAAAGAAGGAAAAGUCGUGAUAAGGGUGUUGUCCUAUUCUCAUGAUUUUUCUAGAUGAAAAAGUCAAGUCCACCAAAGCUUAGUUCUAUCAGUUCAAGCCAUUCAGUUUUGGUUUUCUUUCUUAGAACUGCAGAAUUCUCAUUAGUUUGUGCCUCCUUAAAACUAUAAAAUCCCAGAUAAGGAUUUUCCUGGUAAUAUUUGAAAUAUAUGUUGCAUUUCAUGGGUCUCCCACAUGUACUUGCUCUGCAUAUUCUUCGGUACUUAUUAUUGGUAGCAUUGGUAUCUUCUUCUGGACCUGAAACUGGCUGGAAAACUUUGCAAGGAUCUCCCCCACUGGUGAUAGCACGUGGUGGGUUUUCAGGGCUAUUUCCAGAUUCAAGUUUACCUUCCUAUAGUUUGGCACUAAACACUAGUGGCCCAAAUAUCACUCUAUGGUGUGAUGUGCAGCUGACAAAGGAUGGAGUUGGGAUUUGUUUUCCAGAGCUCAAGCUGGACAAUGCCACUGACAUUUCCAUUGCUUACCCAGGAAAAGCAAAUGAUUACUCAGUUAAUGGGGUUCCAACCCGGGGAUGGUUUUCUGUAGAUUACAACUUCAAGCAACUAGCAAAUGUGUCUCUUGUUCAGGGAGUGUAUUCUAGAACUAAUAAAUUUGAUGGAUGUAACUAUCACAUUCUCAGUGUUGAAGAUGUAGUCAAAUUAGUAAAAUCACCAUCAACAGGGUUGUGGUUAAAUGUUCAGCAUGAUACAUUCUUCAAGCAGCAGAAUUUGAGUGUAGAAAGUUUUCUACACUCUCUCUCAACUAAACCAGUAUCUAUCAAUUACAUCUCAUCACCUGAUGUGGAUUUCUUGAGAAGGGUAAGAUCAAACUUCGGUUCUAAAACAACAGGCCAGAUUUUCAGGUUUCUAGAGCAGGAUAAGAUUGAACCUGCAACCAAUCAGACUUAUGGCGCACUGUUGAAAAACCUCACGUUUAUCAGAACUUUUGCUUCUGGAAUUCUUGUUCCCAAGGGUUAUAUAUGGCCUGUAGACUCAGAACUUUAUCUGCAACCACAUACCUCUCUUGUCUCAGAUGCUCAUGAAGAAGGGCUUCAAGUUUUUGUAUCAGGCCUUGUUAAUGAUGUUCCAUUUAGCUACAAUUUCAGUAAUGAUCCUCUGGCUGAGUGCCUGUCUUUCAUUGACAGUGGUACCUUCUCCGUUGAUGGCAUGCUCUCUGAUUUCCCAGUAACUCCCUCUGCAGCCAUAAAUUGCUUUUCAGGAUUAGGAGAAAAUGCCAAAAAACAAGUGGAGUCUUUGGUCAUCACAAAAUAUGGAGCAAGUGGAGAUUAUCCUGCUUGUACUGACCUUGCCUAUAAGAAAGCAAAACUAGAUGGAGCAGAUGUACUUGACUGUCCUGUUCAAAUGUCAAGUGAUGGAAUACCAUUUUGCUCAAGUUCUAUAGAUCUUUUAGAGAGCACAACAGUUGCUGAUACCAAAUUCAAAAGCCGGGUAACUACUAUUCCGGAGAUCAAAUAUGGCAGUGGCAUAUAUACAUUUAGCUUGACAUGGAAUGAGAUAAAAACAUUGACUCCCUCAAUAUUGAACCCUUAUGAGAAGUACUUGUUGUAUCGGAAUCCGAAAUUAAAAAACCAAGGGAAAUUUUUAACAUUGUCUGAUUUUUUGUCAUUGGGUAAAGACUCUGGCAUCUUGAUCAGCAUAGAGAAUGCUGCUUACCUUGCAGAGAAGCGGGGUUUAAGCGUGACAAAUGCAAUCCUUGAUGCUUUAACGAAAGCAGGUUAUGAUAAACCAGGAUCCCGUAAAGUUAUGAUUCAAUCAACUCAUAGCUCUGUACUGAAGAUAUUCAAGGACAAAUCCAAAUACGAAAGGGUUUACAAAGUUGAUAAGAAUAUUCGUGAUGCAGUUGACUCGGCUAUUGAGGACAUCAAAACAUUUGCUGAUUCUGUGGUGGUAGGAAAGGCAUCUGUUUUUCCUCAAACUUCAGCCUUUCUAGUUAACUCUACAAACACUGUGGCAAGGCUACAAUCAUUUAACCUCCCAGUUUAUGUAGAAACCUUCAGCAAUGAGUUUGUAUCUCAAGCAUGGGACUACUACUCAGAUGCAUUUGUUGAGAUAAAUUCAUUUGUCAUAGGAGCCAAGGUCAAUGGAAUUAUUACUGACUUCCCUAAAACAGCUGAUAGAUACAGGAAGAACAGGUGUUUAAAGCAUGGCUAUAAAGCACCUUAUAUGAGCCCUGUUGAGCCUGGAAAACUUUUAAAACAAGUUACUAAGUCCUACCUUCCCCCACCAGCCCCUCCGCUCCCAGUCUUGAAUGAUAGCAAUGUGACUGAGGCACCUUUACCUGGUGUUUCUGGAAAAAUUCCAAUUCCCAGUGCUGCUCCUGGAAUAGCACCAGCUCCAGCCCCUAUCACAGCAUAAAGAGUAUACAGGAAACGAAGUGUAGCAUCCAUACACAUCAUUGCCUUGUGAGCUCCAUGGUUGGAAAUCGAAUUACGUAUGUGUUUGGAUACUAGAAUUUAAGAUGGCAAUGCAGUAUUUUAUAGCAUUUGAAAGUUCAUAGCAUUUUUAUUAGGUGUUAUACCAUUCAAAUUGGCGAAUUCAAAAUACCCUCAAAGAGGUAGAAUUUGUGAAACCUCUCCUGGAUUGUUCUUCUUAGAAGCAUACUUCUCCAUUCUUUAUAUAAUUUGAAUUUCUCUCCUUAAA
This is a messenger RNA of Lotus japonicus, 2887 nucleotides long. RefSeq names its product glycerophosphodiester phosphodiesterase GDPDL3-like. Gene Ontology annotation, biological process: lipid metabolic process. The record is from RefSeq and is a predicted model, not a curated record. The transcript has 9 exons. Bases 398 to 2602 code for a protein of 734 amino acids. Lineage: Eukaryota; Viridiplantae; Streptophyta; Magnoliopsida; Fabales; Fabaceae. Gene Ontology annotation, molecular function: glycerophosphodiester phosphodiesterase activity.